AAAUUGAAUUUUUAUGCUUUCAGAUACUUAUGUUAUGCUUGUGUUACUUAUGAGGGAAGUAUCCUGUAAAAGAUCAAUGGUGAUUGAAUUAAAUAGCAAAUUUAUCCAGCCCGAAGUUAGAAAUGAAGGAUCAUGGCUAAUAGAAUUCUAUGCACCAUGGUGUGGUCACUGCAAGCAAUUUUCUACAACGUAUGAGCACAUAGCUGAUCGACUCCAUGGCAGUCCAAUAAAGGUUGCCAAAGUAGACGCUACAAAAUACACAGAUGUGGCAAAGGAAUUUGGUAUCAGUGGCUUUCCAACUGUAAUACUUGUGAAACAGAGCAAUGUCUACUUUUACCAUGGAGCGCGAACAAAGCUUGAUGUUAUUGACUUUGCGUACAGAGCAUUGGGGCCAGCGCUUAGGCAUUUGGACUCUGAAGACAAGCUGGAGGAUGCACGGGAGAAGCACUUUGAAGGUCAUUUCUUUCUUUACGUUGGGGAGGAAAAUGGUGAUCUCUGGGACACAUAUAGCAGCGUUGCAACGAAACGAAUAGCUGAUAGCUACUUCUACUACAUGUCAAAAGAGAGGUUGCCUAAAUCUGUGCCAUUGGAAUCCAUUCCUACUGUGGUUGUAUUUAAAGAUGACAACUAUUAUUGGCUAAAUGAAUCGAACAAGAAACCGUCAUUGGAUUCGCUCGACAAAUGGGUCAUGUCAGAAAGAUUGCUCUUGUUUCCUGAGAUUUUGAACGGAAAUCUCCACGAGUUUACAUUUCCAGGAAAGAAUAUAGUCAUUCUUGUCAUCCAGAAAAACUUGAUUGGCAAAAUGGUAAAGGCUGAGAGAAAGGUAUUUGAUAGAAUGAACGAGAUUGCAGAAAACAACAGAAAGAUGCACAAAGAUGCCUUCCAGUUUGGAUGGGUGGAUGGGUCAGAGCUUGUAAACACUAUAGUGAUGCAUUUCGUGAACAUACCUGGACUAGUUGUCCUGAACUCAAAAACGUAUCAGUACUACGAGCUUCGUGGAAACCUAACAGAGAUGGAGACCAAUGAUAUUCAGUUAUUCCUUGACAGCAUCAUUGAUGGAACAGCAGUGGCAUAUGGAGGCAAUUCCAUUUUUCACAGAAUACAAAGAAUGUUUUUUGAAAUUUAUUCCACACUGAUUAAAAUGUUCACGCAUCAGCCGCUUGUGUCUUGUGUAUUGCUGGGAUUACCAACCAUGAUUCUAUCAUUCAUCUGUUACAACAUCUGCUGUGCAGAAGUAUAUGACGACGAGCAAGAGGCCGAGAUGGAGGAUGAACGCCUGGAAAGGGAGGAAAUAUACAAGAACCACGAGAAACAAGAAUGAUUGUCAAACACAUGGAUUUGUGCAAUUGUACCUUGUGAUACCAUUCCACAUUUUUCUAUCCACACAGCAGCAUUACCAAAAUAUGUGAGGUCAAGCAAAUACUGAAACAAUAUUUCACUAACAUAUGCUGGUAGCAUAACCUGACAUGGCCACUAAGACAUGGUUGUGUAGAUCCAUCAUUUCAGAAAGUAGAUGCAAAGUCAUUAUAGAUAUUUUAAUCUGAUUCAUUAAAAUAUUGGUGCUACAAUUUCCUAGUCUCCCAAACAAUCAAACAAUUAUUGCAUAGGCUGCUCUUUACUUGAUAUCUCUCUAUAAUUGCAUUCACAGUAGGUUCACCAUGUUUUUCAUAAUACCUAAUGUGAAUACAUGAAGCAUUUACACCUUGGUUAAUAUAGAGGGUUCCGCGAAUUGCACUAAAGACUUUGGUAGUAAAUACAUUUUGUGUUUAUUUACCUUUUUUUUUAUUGAGACGUUCCAAGUGCCUGUGGGUCUGCACAAUCAUCUCGAACUCUAGCACACCAAAACCAGCUGAUAAACCUGUCUGCAAAAUCGGGAUCCACUUACUGCUAAUAUCUAUUGCAAUAAUAACACUAUAACCA
Molecule: messenger RNA, 1920 nt
Organism: Priapulus caudatus
Lineage: Eukaryota; Metazoa; Priapulida; Priapulimorpha; Priapulimorphida; Priapulidae
Product: protein disulfide-isomerase TMX3-like
Exons: 12
Coding region: 14-1321 (435 amino acids)
Biological process (GO): peptidyl-cysteine oxidation
Cellular component (GO): endoplasmic reticulum
Molecular function (GO): protein disulfide isomerase activity
Source: RefSeq, a predicted model, not a curated record